CUUGCGUCCCGCCCCGCCGGCGCGCACCGCUCCGGACGCCCAGCUUGGCAGCGACCCGGCGCGCACAGCCUCUGCUCCCCCCACCGUCGCGAACCGAGGGCCCGCGGACGCAGGGCGCGAUGGCCGCCCCAUCCGUGGCCCCGGUCACGCGGCAGGUCAGCGGCCGCGCCGCCCCCGCCCCAGUCGCAAGCGGCCCCGAGAGCGGGCAGCCUCUGGCCGCCGCCGUGGCCGACCUGCCUGUGCUGGACGCCUUCGGGAGGCGGCUGCCGUUCGGCGCGCUGUUCCGGGAGCGCCGCGCUGUCGUGGUCUUCGUGCGGCAUUUCCUGUGUUACGUCUGCAAGGAAUACGUAGAAGAUCUGGCCAAAAUCCCCAAAAGUUUCUUGCAAGAAGCAAAUGUCACUCUUAUAGUGAUUGGACAGUCAUCCUACCAUCAUAUUGAGCCUUUCUGCAAACUGACUGGGUAUUCUCAUGAAAUCUAUGUUGAUCCUGAGAGAGAAAUUUAUAAAAGAUUGGGAAUGAAAAGAGGUGAAGAAAUUGUCUCCUCAGGAAGAACUUGGCUUCUGAAAUACCAAAUAAGAGAACUCAACUUGAACUCACAUCACUUAUUCACAACAAAUGUUGAGAAUGACACCCGUGGCACCCACUGUGUUGGAUGUUCCUGGGAGGACUGUGAUAAAAGACACAGCCCCUGCCAUCUCAAUGCUCAUAAUCUACUCUGGGAGACAGAAGCAAAUAGUCAAUUACAUUACGGUUUACGGCUUAUAAAAGGGGAGAGCAUGUACUGGCAUACCUAUAAUGCAGAAAUGUCUAUAAUACCAGAAAUGCACAGGGAGAGAAAAAUCUGGGAAGGCUUCUUAGAGGCAGUGUUGUCUAAGCUCGCUGUUUAAGAAGUUAGCUGGGUGAAGUGAGGCUGGGAAAGGUGCAGCUGACAGAAAGUAGCACAUACAGAAGCACACAGGUAUGAAAAAAUGUGACUCUUGGAGAAGUGCAGUUCCCUGUGUCUGGCCAGAGUCUAGGAGCCAGUUGAGGGAUUGUGUGAGCCAGGCGACUGAGUCUGGGAACAUGUCAAGGAAUUUGAGUUUGUUCUGGAGGCAGUAGGGGAGUCAUAAAAGUAUUAUAUUUGAGUGGAGAAGUGAUACAAUCUUGUUGCCAGGUGGAGCAGCAAUUGGAACCUGCCAAACGGGAGUCAGUGAUAUUCUUGAGAAGUUUGUAGUAACAGGCUAGAAAGAAAGGACAAGGCCUGAAGUAGAGAUUCAGAGGGACAGAUCACAGAGCUACUUAUGAAAUAGAGUCGACAAGAUCCCUUUACUGAUGUUUUUAAAGAAAGCAAUCAGUUAUGAAAACUAUUGAUGGGACUUGCCUGGUGGCGCAGUGGUUAAGAAUCCACCUGCCAAUGCAGGGUACAUGGGUUUGAGCCCUUGUCCAGGAAGAUCCCACAUGCUGCAGAGCAACUAGGCCUGUGCACCACAACUCCUGAACCUGCACCCUAGAGCCCACGUGCCACAACUACUGAAGCCCAAGUCCUCUAGGGCCUGUGCUCUGCAGCAAGAGAAGCCACCGCAUUGAGAAGCUCACUCAUCACAACUAGAGAAAGCCCAUGCGCAUGGGAAGGAAGACCCAACACAGCUAUAAAUAAAUAAAUAUAUAAACAAACAAAUAAAUAAAUAAAACUAAUGAUGAGAUAGUAGUAUAAAUACAGAAUUUGCUCUUUUUUCCCCCCUCUCUUUUUAGUAUAGGAAAUUGCAGCAGUACAGAUUGUGAACCUUAGUCUUUGGUAGACUGUUUUCCUGUGCUAUAGCAGUCUCAGUAUGUGUAAGGUCUGUUUAUCAUUUAACCACUUUAGACAUAAACUGUGAGUUUCACUUUAGUAAGCACCUUACCAUUCAUUGCCUCAAUAAAGAUAUGGAAUUGCAAAGAAAACAGAUGAAUUUGAAGCAAAGUACAUGCUUGUAAUUAUAAGAGAGAGUGUAUUCAAAUCAUUUAAACUCUUUGAUCUGUGUUAAACUACUGUAUUUCCAAACAGAAAACACUAGGUUCUCACAAAAUAGUUUUUUAACGUUCCUCCCUGAAAAAGCACAAAUCUCAGAAUCAGUCUCAGAAUAAUCCUACUUGAAAAUUAUGACAC
This is a messenger RNA of Hippopotamus amphibius kiboko, 2125 nucleotides long. It is a transcript of the gene PRXL2C, whose product is annotated as peroxiredoxin like 2C. The transcript has 5 exons. The record is from RefSeq and is a predicted model, not a curated record. Bases 120 to 887 code for a protein of 255 amino acids. Lineage: Eukaryota; Metazoa; Chordata; Mammalia; Artiodactyla; Hippopotamidae.